AUGUCAACCUCCUGUACCAUGGCUCCCUGCAGUACCGAAGAACUCUCAACAGAGGCAGGGACAGCAGCAAUGAAGAUAAGCUCAAAAGAAGGGCCGAUCUCGGAAAAGUUCGCAAUGCUCCGCCGUCUAGUCCCUCUCGUUGCUAACGAUAAUAUCACUCAUCUAAACGCGGCAUUUAUGCCCCCUUUGAACUUGGUGAUUCACCAACACAUUCAGAGCUUCUGCUCCGGAUGGCUUCACGAUGUAUCGCCCAAGUCAAGCUGGAAGGCCACACAAGAAGUGACAAGAGCACUGCUCGGCCGGUACCUCAACACGCAGCCGACUAACAUCACGUUCACGCGGGACACCACGGAAGGAAUGGGUUCAUUCAUGCAGAGCCUUCGACUACAGCCAGGAGACAACAUCAUCAUUCUCGACUGCGAACAUCCCAGCCAGGCUUACGGAUGGCUUUCCCUCAGAUCCAAGGGCAUCGAGGUUCGACAGGUCGCGACACGCAGCGAGCUGAGCGGUUUCUCCACAAUAGCUAGUGCUGCCACAUUCGAGAAGUAUGUCGAUAACCGGACGAGGUGCAUCGGCAUCAGUUCCAUCAUGUUUCACAGCGGCCAGAGAAACGACGUUGCCGACAUCUGUGCAAAGUAUCGACCUAGAGGCGUCCAUGUACUUGUGGAUCUCACCCAGCAUGUCGGCUUCGCCAACGUUGACGUUGAGGCUCUUGGUGUCUCUGCAGCAGCCUUCAGCCUCCACAAAGGGCUCGGCUGCCCGUUGGGUUUCGCUGCGCUCUACAUCUCAAAGACUUUCAUCGACUCUGAGGAUCCCCAACCGCCCAUCGUCGGGUUCGGGGCCGUGGGGGACCCGACCGAGGACUUUCUGGUAUCGGAUGGUCCUAUCACUUUUCAUGCAUCGGCCCGCAGGUUCGAGCAUGCCAAUAGCAACUUUCUUGCAGCGAUUGCCGCCCAAGCUGCUCUACAGCUCUACCUCGAUGGCAUGGGCCCAGAUGAUGUGGAACAGCAUCUUUACAGUCUUGGCGAUGCGUUGAGAGGGCGGUGCAAAGCCAUUGGCGUUGAGCUCGCCGGACCAUCACUUCGUGCACACCACGCACCGCACCUGUACCUCCUCAAGUUGUAUGGCGACCAGUGGACGAAUCACUUCAAGGUACACAAUGUGGCCCUAACAUCGUUCAGAUGGGGCGUCCGGGUUUCGUUUGGGUUUUACAGCAGUCUGGAGGAUGUGGAGCGACUCGUGGAUGUCAUUCAGCUGGGCCUCGAGAGUGGUCUUCCGAAGUAA
This is a messenger RNA of Thyridium curvatum, 1284 nucleotides long. RefSeq lists its product as uncharacterized. The coding region runs from base 1 to 1284 and encodes 427 amino acids. Lineage: Eukaryota; Fungi; Ascomycota; Sordariomycetes; Thyridiales; Thyridiaceae. The transcript has a single exon. The record is from RefSeq and is a predicted model, not a curated record.